This is a messenger RNA of Rhodamnia argentea, 1338 nucleotides long. Its product is annotated as probable BOI-related E3 ubiquitin-protein ligase 3. The transcript has 3 exons. The record is from RefSeq and is a predicted model, not a curated record. Gene Ontology annotation, molecular function: ubiquitin-protein transferase activity. Gene Ontology annotation, biological process: regulation of programmed cell death. The coding region runs from base 203 to 1297 and encodes 364 amino acids. Lineage: Eukaryota; Viridiplantae; Streptophyta; Magnoliopsida; Myrtales; Myrtaceae.
UAUAGUAAUUAGAUUCUCACAAUCCUCGUCAGAGCCUCGCCACGCCACGCCACCUAUAUUUUGGACUCCAUGCACUUCCUUCCUUUCCACUAGUCCUUCCCUAUCUCUCUCUCUCCUUCCACAGCCCUAAGGUAGAACCAGAGCACGACCCCGACAGAGACCCACCUCCCUCUCUCUCUCUCUCUCUCUCUCUCUCUCUCUCAUGGCGGUGGAGUCUCGGCAUCUCCAUCUUUUCCCUCCGCAGCUCCUCCGCAACAGGUGGGAAGGGGGAACGAUGACGACCCAUCCUGUGCAAGCCAACGCCAGCAUGUACAGCUCCCAGCCGGUGUACGGGCUGCCCUUAUCGGGAACCUCCACCGCCGAUUCUUUCCUGUUUCCCCUGUACAAUCCCAAUCUCAACAACACCCAUCUCUCCGCUGCCCGCGCCCUCGACGAGUCCCUGCGUCUCAAGACGACGCCGUUGAAGUCGGAGAGCGGGAUCACCUACAUCAACAACGCCCCCCUUCCUUCGUUAUCGUCUUCCUCCAGAAAGCGCCCCAGAGACUCUGAUCAAGGCUUGUCGUUCUCGACGGCGGAGAUUCAUCCCGACGGCGGGGGUGGUUGCGGCCGUUUCGCCUUCCUCGGGGACGACGUUUCUCUCCACGUCCACCACCAGUUCCUCGACAUCGACCGCCUCAUUUCUCAACACAUGGAGAAGCUGCGAGCGGAGAUGGACGAGCAGAGAAAGAGCCAGGCGAGGAGGCUCGCGGAGUCGAUCGGGCAAGGCCUGGCGAAGCGGCUCCGAGCGCGAGAGGAAGAGAUCCAGAAGAUCGGGAGGCUGAACUACGCGCUGGAAGAGAGGAUCAAGUCGCUGUGCAUCGAGAACCAGAUAUGGCGAGACCUGGCGCAGACAAACGAAGCCACGGCGAACGCGCUGAGGACGAACUUGGAACAGGUGCUGCUGGCGCAAGUCAAGACGGCGGCGGACGACGCGGGCGAAACGGCCGAGCUGGACGACGCCGCUAACCAUCGCCGGAACGGCGGCGGCGUCGACGACAACGCCCUAACGGAGGACGCGCAGUCGUGCUGCGGAAGCAGCGGGGGGGGAGGAGGGGAAGGGGAAUGCGAGGGGAGGCGCGGGUUAGCGGGGGAGGAGGGGGGGAGGGGGUGGUGCAGGGAGUGCGGGAAGGAGGAGGCGCGGGUGCUGAUAUUGCCGUGCAGGCAUCUGUGCCUGUGCCGGACGUGCGAGCCGUCGUGUCGGGCGUGUCCGGUGUGUAGGUCUGCCAAGAACGCCAGUUUCGUCGUUAACGUGGAGUGAACGUUGGGAAAUGAAAAUAUCACGAGGAAUGUGGAAUGAAA